Messenger RNA from Dibothriocephalus latus, 438 nucleotides. The record is from the annotation of a GenBank genome assembly. NCBI's taxonomy places the organism in Eukaryota, Metazoa, Platyhelminthes, Cestoda, Diphyllobothriidea, Diphyllobothriidae.
AUGCUAACAAUUCGAAAGUGCCCGGAGAGACUAAUUCUACACCUUGACGAUGUGGAGGCCAUUAAAGUGUCAAUGCUGCCAACGGAGGAGGGCAGCAUAAUUCACCUUAAGCGAACUGAUGUACCCGAGACAAUACUGAAAUCGAAAGUCAUGGAUCAUUUGCGUGCUCUCCGUGAACUUCAAUAUGAAAACAUCCACCCUUUCAUUGGAGUUUAUUUGGAGAGCAAAUCCUCCUAUCUGGUUUAUGAAUACUGUAGCAGAGGGAGUCUGCAGGGCAUGCAUUUUCUGCAGAAGUCUUUCGUGAGAGUGCACGGAAGGCUCAAAUCUAGUAACUGCGUUAUCAGUGUACGAUGGGUUUUGAAGAUCACCGACUUCGGCGUGGGCAAAGUCCAGAAUUGCUACAGAGAUUUCCAACCAACUGAUUCUGAGGGUGAGUGA